AUGAAGUUGUGCCUGGUUUUCCGCGGUACUUUCGGUUGAGUCGAGAAAGUGAUGAUUGAUACAUUUUUUGAUGAUUCCUCAAUGAAAAAUGAGCUAAACAGCGACUUUUCUGCCAACUGCUACUCGUCCGUCGAUUUACAAUCCGAUUUCUCACUUGAUAAUGCGGAAAUAUACCCCGAGAUUUCAAACAAUGAUUCCUACGGUGCACUAUUUUUGAUGGACUCUGCGGAUCUUCUGGACGUACGGGAAGAAGUUAUUGGCGAGGAAUCAUUUGUGACAAACUCUGAGCAGCCAUUAUCUUCGGAAAGCGCCUCGAAGCUGUCUGGAACCUCCUUAGGUAGAUAUGCACGAACAGCUAUUGGUCAGAAAGAGAAAGGUAAUAAAGAACAUGACAAUCUACAUGAGAGAAGCAAGCAAAAUAAGUGUGUUUGGAAUGAUUCAUUUGAUGAAAUGACUGACAAACCAUAUUUGUGUAGUCCUGAUAGCCCACCACCUAUUUCAAGUGAUAUCAGAGUGGCUCCAACACCUAGUAUUGACGAAGUAUUCUGUAAGGAACAUGUGGACAGUCCUAAUAUUUGUGAUGGAGAUGAUGAUGUCAACCUGGAGAGACUUUCUGAUCUUCAUAUUCCUCUUCCUCUAUUCCAUACUGAAUCAAAUUAUUCAGACUCAUCGCAGAUGGAUGCACCGGAUUCUGAAGUUGAUACCUGUAGUAUAUUUUCAUCAAAUAACUGUGUUAUUAGCCAUUCGGAAAACUACAUUCAGACUAAACGUUCUCUUACAUCCACUGAAUCAUCCCAUUUCGAUCUUAAUGAUGGUUCCCCAUCUAAAGUUACAGCAGUACAACCUAUGUCUUCACGAUUUUCCACAAAAAAUGGUGGAUUUCUACAACUAUCAUCUCAUGCUAAUCAGCUUCUGACUACUGCAGUUCAGUCAGCUCAACCAUCUAAACCAACAUCUAGUUGUCAGUCAUUAAAGUCUAAGUAUCGUCGUGGGGGCCAAAUAACAUUAAAGUCAGGUGCUUCGAUUCUCCGUACAAAAAAUUCGUUCAGUGAUUUAAAAGCUACAAAUUUUAAACCAACACUUACUUCUGCACGUUUUACCCAUUGUCGGUUUUUAACUGCCUCUCAAUUGUCUGGAUCAACACGGGAAUCAACAGGUACUCUAACUUGGUUUCCAAAGGUAGCUUUGGUCAAUUCGAAUACUUCGUUCAAUUUAAGAAAACCAGCUAUUGUCAUCGCCUCAUCAUAUCCUAAUUAUAGAUCAGAUGGUACAUAUGUGAAAAGUGAAGGAGGAGUUAAUUUUAUGGCUCAGUCUUCUACAGGUAUAAGAUCAGCAGAUAUACAGUCUAUGGCAUAUAAUCGAAAUGGUUUCUAUGUUUCUUCUAUGCAUCAAAAUUCAAUGAGACGUGGUGGUAGUGGUGGUGCUGCUGGUGGUGGUGCCGGUGGUCCUCUGAAUGCUACCACUGAUAUAACGUCAGUAGUAGCGACAACAAUGUCAACUAAUUUUGGACCAAAUCGUACUGUGUUCUGUCCUCAUCUGGGUUGUGGUAAAACAUUUCGUGAUACAGCUGCUAUGCGUAAACACCUACACACACAUGGGCCUCGUGUUCAUAUUUGUGCAGAAUGCGGUAAAGCAUUUGUAGAAUCAAGUAAAUUGAAACGUCAUCAACUUGUGCAUACUGGGGAAAAACCCUAUCAAUGUGCAUUUGAUGGUUGCGGAAAACGCUUCUCCUUGGAUUUCAAUCUACGUACUCAUCUACGCAUUCAUACUGGAGAUCGACCGUAUCCAUGUCCACAACCUGGCUGUAACAAACGUUUCGCUCAGUCGACAAAUCUAAAGUCACACUUAGCUACACACAGUAAAGUUAGAAAUGCUCAGUCAGGUUUCAUGAAUAGACAUCAUUUAAGUUCUAAUUCCAAUGGUUCUGUUCUUCUACGCGCACACUCACAAUCUGUACCGAUUUCAAUAAAUGGUUCUAUUUUACACUCUCAUCAAGUGAAUUUUUCCACUUUAAUUCCUAUGGGAUCAAAGGAAAUCAGUAUUCGCAAUCCAAAUGAGAAUAGUAGAUUCAAGUCGAAUUUGAGUUCUUUAUUUCAAGAAGUUCGUCUAGAUGGUUUUCGACUGCAUAACUCAUCACCACUGAACACAGUCUCCAUUCCUGUAUCAUCAUGCUCAGAUCAAUGUGAACCGACUGGUAUAAGUCCUAUAUCACCUUUAGAUAUAACAUCUUCAACCGAAUCAAAUAGUUCCUCAUUUUCUUCGCAAACUACUGCCGUAGUGAAUACUAUGUCAUCGUCAAUGUCAGUUGUGUCAGCCUCACAAAUGAUGACUGCGUUAGAUGGUAGUCUAGUAGAAGAGUUCGAUAAUUCCACUGGCGGUAACAUGUCGGUGUAUGACAAUGCUUCGAUGGAAUUGUCUAGAAAUGUUGACCACCAAAUUGAAAUUGGUAUGAAUAAAACUAUCAAAUGCUGUGAAGAAUUUUCAAGCGAUACACAAAUAGAUUAUGAUAGAGACAGCUUUCAGAUACCGCUUCGCAUAAAACAAGAAUCAGAUGGCGUCAGUGCAUCGCCGAUUAUUCAAAAGUGUGUAACACCGAAGAGAGCAAGGAAAUCACUAAGCCUGCCGAAACGAUCUGAGUCGCCUGGUUCUGAAGACUUCUUAAAGAAUGAAGAAGAGGAAGACGUAGAAGAAGAAGGUUUGACGUAUUACAAGGAUAUUGAUCAUCGACCUGGGAUUAAUCGAUUAUCCAAUGGUAAUGUUAGUAAACAACCUGUAUCUAAACCAUCAAUACAUCAUCAUCAGCAUCUAUCAAAAUCCCCCAGUAAUAAAUACCUGUGUAAAAAACCAGUUUUGCCACAUUCAUCGCCAUCGUCAUCAUCAGUGAUGACGACAACAGCAGCUGAAGGAGGAGGAGUACACGUAACACCCUAUGCCACUAGAUCAAAAUCUCGUGAAUCUGUUAAAGCCUCAUCUGAUUGUCAUCGUGGUCGUCGUGGUGGUGGUGGUGGAAGCAGUUUCAAAUCAUACAGAAUUAAACAUCGUUCCCAUCUAUAAAUGUAUGUAUAUUGGGUUGGGUUGGGUUGGGUUCUCUACCUCUCUUGUUCUUUCUCUCUCUCUCUCUCUUCGUUUGUCUUAUACACACAUAUUGUACACACUUAAGGUUUAUCUGUUGUUGUUGUUUCGUUUACAUAUAUCUUGUCUAGUCAUUAUUGUUCGGCACAUGCACUCAAAAUUUAGUGCUAGCAACAGCUGAUGGAUGGGCAGAUUGAUUUCGAUUUUGUUUGUUCUGUUGUUGUUGUGUUUUUCUAUAUAAAACUUCUUAACAGACCCGAGUCUAAUUCAAUUUCCAUGACAUUGUGAAGGUUCUAUAGUAUGGGUGUAAGCAAUUCUUCAUAUAUCUAUCAUCUAUCUAUCCACACUGUCUGUGUUUGUUAACACAUGUCAUUCCUGGAGGGAGCGCUGAUCUGAAAACCAUGUUGAAUCACAUUUUGUUGUACAUUUUUUCUCGGUAUUA
Molecule: messenger RNA, 3514 nt
Organism: Trichobilharzia szidati
Lineage: Eukaryota; Metazoa; Platyhelminthes; Trematoda; Strigeidida; Schistosomatidae
Source: the annotation of a GenBank genome assembly